This is a messenger RNA of Ictalurus punctatus (channel catfish), 920 nucleotides long. Its product is annotated as kinetochore-associated protein 1-like. The transcript is spliced from 2 exons. NCBI's taxonomy places the organism in Eukaryota, Metazoa, Chordata, Actinopteri, Siluriformes, Ictaluridae. The coding region runs from base 389 to 718 and encodes 109 amino acids. The record is from RefSeq and is a predicted model, not a curated record.
UUAGUCACACCAGUUCAUGUGUGUGUGCAUAAGUUUGUAUGUAUGAGUUGACAGCAAGUUGAUUGACAGCAGUGGUUCUUGAGGCACAGUUGUUCAAAAUAAGGAGAUCUACAAUUUGAUAUAAAGAAUUUGUGUUUGUGGGAAACAUCACAUGAUAUAAAAUCCACACACAAAACAAAAUGUGAUGGUGCCUCCCAGUGGCCGUUUGGGUUCAAAUUGAGCACAGACCUCUGGGGUCAAGAGUCUAACCGGUCCACUGAGUUUUGUUACGAUUGGCCUCUAUAAACCUUGUCUAAUCACUGAUUAUAUUAAUCUAUCAUGAAUAGAUUUAUUUAUUAUAAAUAUAGAAAUUUGCCCCGCUGCUUUGCUUACAGGUGCAGAGAGAACCAUGUGUUUGAAAUUCAGCUUGGACCUCGUACACACAUUGCUGAAGUCUGAUACGCUACAGGAGGAGCUACAGACGAGGGGAGAGAGCUUCACCUCGAAGCUGCAGUAUCAGCGGUCAGCCACAGAGAACGUGUUCAUGACUUUUCAGCUGGACUGCCUGAAGCUGCUGAAGCUCACGGGACUGCCCGGCCGUCUCAUCGUGGCUCUGUUUGAGCACAGCUCAUUGGUGGAGCACGUGAAGAGUCCUGCUGGACAGACCUCCCCUGGUGAGAGUAAAUCUGACCAUGCAGACCCUAAGCACCAAUACUCAAGCAAUCACGCACCAUUUUGAUUGCAACUUGAAUAUUUAUUAGGAUGUACAAUAGCCUCUUUUUUAAUGGUUAUACUCAUGAAAGUGUGGACUCAUGAAAGGUUAGGGUUGAUGUACUGAUGUUGCUGGUCAUUUAGAAUCAUGAUGUGCCUAAAUGUCAGCAAGCGAGGCACGGUUCUGGAAAGUCUGGAGAAUGUACGGAAUUUUUUUUCAUGGUGUAGAU